AUGUCCAUAAAGAAUUCUUCGAAUUCUUCGACUUCUCCGGCAAAAUGUAAAUUAAAUUGUCUAUCAAAUCCAUCUUCUCAGACAGAAUUUAAUGGUUCGUUAAUUUGGUGGCCUCCAACCUCUCCACUUGGCACGUCUCUAAUAGUAUACAUUCAAUGUGAUGGAAAUAGUACACGAAACAUCAUUAAUGCACAAGGAAGUAAUAAUACUAUUGCUAUAGUAUUAAAUUAUAAUGGUAAACCUUGUACACCUCAAUCUACUUCAAGUGAUAUUAUAAUCCCUUUAUUUAAUGAAGUAAGCAAUGACUGUCAUUCUAAUAAAAGCGAUACAAAUAUGAUUUUCUUUGGUCUCGAUGCAACUAUACAGAUUAAUAAUCCUUCAAACAAUGGAUCUACACCUGUUUCCUCUGAUAAUACGGUCAAAGGUUAUCAGACUGCUAUGGUUAUAUUAUAUACUGUGUCUGGCAUUCUUUUAGGCUUAUUUUUUAUUGUGGUAUUCAUAAAUGUAAUAAGGAGCAGGCUUCGGCCUCCUACCGAUGUUCAAGAUCAAGAUGAUAGCAAUCCAAAAAAUGGUAUAGCUAAAGCUGUAUUAGAGAGCUUUCCUGUUUAUUUCUUUACUACACGAAAUAAACCUGAUCCUAAAGAUACCGAAAAAGGAAAAAAUGUUGACUCAGAUUCGGAUUCCGUAAUAAAAAUUGAAAUGUCUGAACCUAAUGAGAAUACUGAUAAUAGAAGAAGACUAUAUCCAAUAGAUGAGGAUAAUGAUUAUAUCAUCCCUGGAGUUUUUAUAGGACACAAUAAUAAUUCUUCAGUUUCAUUUACAGAAAUUUCUUCAACCAUAACUGAGGAACAAUUGACUUGUCCAAUUUGUUUGGGUGAUUUUGAAUCUGGUGAAGAAUUGAGAAUUUUGCCAUGUCAUCAUCAAUAUCAUACAACAUGUAUUGAUCCAUGGCUUCUUGAUAUUUCUCCAAUGUGCCCGAUGUGCAAGGCUGAUUAUACUUCUUGGAAUAUUAAUUCUAUAUCAACUAUAAAUGAUAUUGCUUCUAGAUCAUCAACAUCAAUAGGUUCUGUUGCUUCAACACAUGCUUUUCCACAUUUCCGAUGGGCGAAAUAUCUAAAAGCUAUUCGUCGUGCUGGUGAGCGACGAAGACGUGGUAGACAAUUACAGACAAGACUUUCUGUCGGUGACGUAUUAGCCUCACCACAACCACAACCAGUUCAAAAUAUUAGUAGAAAUAAUUUACCGAUCGAUAAUAGUGAAGAAUCUAGAAUAAGGCGUUGGACAUUUGCUGGUGGUUAA
Molecule: messenger RNA, 1299 nt
Organism: Dentiscutata erythropus
Lineage: Eukaryota; Fungi; Glomeromycota; Glomeromycetes; Diversisporales; Gigasporaceae
Source: the annotation of a GenBank genome assembly